AUGUCGGAGCCAUGCGAGCAGUCCUGCCUGCCACCUCCUUCCUGUGUGGGGACUGCUGUGCCCACUGACCUCUGCACAUCAUGCAGUAUCGCUGCACACCCUGAUACCUGCUCUGAGCAGAAUGCAUGUCCCUGUCCCGAGCAGACUCUUGGGGUGGACCUGUGCCAAGCUGUGCCCUCCUGCCCUGAUGUCUGUAGCCCUACCUGCCCGCCUCCCACUGUCCCUGCACCUGAGGACAUCUGCGACCCCUGCACAUCCCAAUGUGUCACCACCUGUGUGUGCCCAGCAGGGGACCCCUGUGACCUGCAGCAAUGCCAGGCAGAGACCGGCAUCUUGCUACAGUCCUCCACCUCUCCAGCAGCCGCCUGUGCCCCUGAGAAAGUGGGGACGUGCGUGGAAACUUUCCCCCACCAGCAUGCUGUGUCACCCUGCAGUCCUGAGACAGAUGAGAUCUGUGUGGAAACCAUCCCUGCGCAGCACCCAGUCUCAUCAAUGAAGAUUUGCACCCCUGAGGCAGCAGGGACGGGUGUGGAGACCUGUCCAAGCCAGCAUGGGAUCACACCGGUGGAGCUUUGCAUCCUCAAGACAACUGGGACCUGCGUGGAAACACCUCCCCUACAGCACCCAGAACCACUCUGCACCAUUGAGGUGCUCGAAGCCUGCACGGAGACCACCCCCACCAUCUGCAUAGAGGAUCCCAGCUGCCCCCAGCCUGCCAUCGCUUCCCAUCCUGAGCAGUGCCCACUUCCAUGCGUGGAUCCCUGCACGGCUCAAACCUCGGUGUGCCCAGAGCCCUGCAGCUCUGCAGCCACCCAGGGCCCUGGCAGUGCUUCCAGCCCACGGGCACCGUUCCGCCUCAACACCCGCACUGCUGCCAUCGUGGAGCGUUGCCUGGCCCGCUGUCAGAGCUGGCUACGUGGCACCAAGUGA
Messenger RNA from Centrocercus urophasianus (Greater sage-grouse), 930 nucleotides. Its product is annotated as keratin-associated protein 16-1-like. NCBI's taxonomy places the organism in Eukaryota, Metazoa, Chordata, Aves, Galliformes, Phasianidae. The transcript has a single exon. The record is from RefSeq and is a predicted model, not a curated record. Bases 1 to 930 code for a protein of 309 amino acids.